UGGACGACAAGGUCAAGCCUCGUACGACACCCAGUGAGGGGUGGGAGUAUUCAAUAACGGUAGUCAUGCUGAGUUUGGCUGAGUUUGCAGCGGUGCAGCAGAGUAUACCAGAAACGGCCAAGUCAUGGUGGCAAGCUAUAUGUAUUUGGCUUGCUGCGCAUCCCACCUGGUGUAUGUGGGGUAUUGGGAGCAGUACAGGAGACUCAUAAGGACAGAGCCUGCCCACUACCCUUGUGCCCGUGAGAAAGUCAUUGCCAAUCCCGUUCUAAACCAUGUCCUCGACAAGGAAUCAGGCGUCUAGUCCUGGCGCUCGCCUCUGCGGCGUGCCCGGGACAUCAUCGUUCAAAGAUCC
Molecule: messenger RNA, 352 nt
Organism: Aspergillus versicolor CBS 583.65
Lineage: Eukaryota; Fungi; Ascomycota; Eurotiomycetes; Eurotiales; Aspergillaceae
Exons: 1
Coding region: 125-301 (58 amino acids)
Source: RefSeq, a predicted model, not a curated record